AUUAACGAAGUUGGACCUAUAUUUCAGCUUUUUAAAAAGUAAGCCCAAUUAAUAGAAAAUUUGCGUUGCUUUGGUGGUAAGAAAAUUUAAAAGAAAGAUACCGUUCAACGGUAAAAUUUUCCAAAGCGGACACCGAAACUUGCGGCGUACGCAAAUACUAACCGCCACGCUGACCUUGCCCACCAAAAUCCAAAAACCUCAAACCGCCAAAAAAGGAAAAUCUCUGAAAAUAACUUGAGUAAAUAAAUUCCCAACCACCUUUCUUCCGAUUUCAUAGUUAAAGCGAAAAGAAAAUAAUGAAGGAAGACGACGACGACAGUGGACCUCCAAACAGAGAACUGUACGCACUGUUACACCUAUCACCGGACGCCUCCGAUGAAGAAAUUCGCGGAGCUUCACCCUUACAAAUGCCAAGCUAUGAAGGGAAUUGCUACAGAGAAUUUCCAAAGAAUACGUAAAGCAUAUGAAAUAUUAUCUGAUGACAACAAAAGGCAAAUAUACGAUAUUUACGCUCGAAAAGUUGAAGCGAAUGAAGGAACAAGAAAACAUGUCAGCGCAUUUUCUACCUUCGGGUUCAAUAGUGGCUAAUUUAUUGCUGCCUCAGUAUCUUGAUGGUGAUGGCAUUAUGGGAGGAACUUUUGCUAGGUCCAGAGUCAUCUAUUGGGGUUGGAUGUCAAAAGAAAGACAAAAAUAUGUCUGCUGCUGGAGAAGUGAAGUUUGGCACACGUUUUUUGGGGUAUCAGCUCAUUAUACUCAUCUUUUUUCCUCAAAAUCUCAUGGUCGUAUUGCAGGCAGAUUUAUAAGCACCGCUCUUGAGGUUGAAGUUGGUGGUGGGAGUAAAGUGUCUGAUUUUGGCACUGUUCACAUGCUGUAUACAAUUGGAAUUCGGGGUAUCUUUUGGAGAUUUGAGUUGUACCAUGGAGGCCAAAAAUUAAUUAUUCUUAUUUUGCUUUCCAGGGAUUUGAAUCCUGUUUUAGCUACUGGGGAAUUUGUAGUUCCAACAUCAAUUUACUUUAUACUCAAGAAAUUUGUUUUUAAACCAUAUUACCUUAAGAGGGAAAAGAUUAAGACAUUGGAAAAUAAGGAAAGGACUGCCACCCAGGUUCAAGAGGCAAGGGAAGCUGCAAAAGCUUAGCAGUUUUUAGAGAAUGUGGUCAACAGGAAAAGAAAUAAGCAACAGGAAACAGGUGGACUGGUUAUUAUUAAGGCAAUUUAUGGAAAUCGUAAAGCUUUAAAGAAAGUAGAUGAGCUGAGAGAAUUGAAUGAUGAACUAGCCUCAAAAGUGUUGGAUGUAACACUACCUCUUAAUUUCCUCGUUAACGAUUCAGGCCAACUUAAGGUUUGCUCCAGAAGGAGGGGGGCGCAUUUCUUUCGAUUUUAAGACUCUUGAAAAGUUUAUUUAGUAAAUAUAACUGGGAUUUGGAUAAUUUGGCUAUUGGUGCAUGCUUGUUUGUUCGUUGGCUACAAGUGCAUCAGAAGAACCGGCAGUUGAUAGAUACCUUUAGCAUAAUAACCUUGGUUCUUUGUCUCUUUGACGCACCUUCAUGACUGUGUAAAGAAGUCGGGCAUUAUGGGCUUCUGCGAUCCAUGCCCUGGAGAACCUAAGCAAUUACAUGUGGAGUACACUUGCGGUGGUAACAAAUAUGAGGUACUACGACCACUUACUCUUUCUUAUUGUCCUAAUCGAAAGAUUAAAUGGUAAUGAUGGCAUUGACCAAGAAAAUUCUGAACCAGGUUGUUGUGGAUGAUUACGAGGAGUUGGUAAUACCGCAGUUGGCACACACAAAUCUGAAUUCACAAUUUUUAACUUGAUUCCUGGUUACCUCCGGCAUUUUUGAUGCUUGACAUGCCUUGGAGUUACCAAAAUUUUCACUUCCGCGGGUACAUU
Molecule: messenger RNA, 1888 nt
Organism: Durio zibethinus
Lineage: Eukaryota; Viridiplantae; Streptophyta; Magnoliopsida; Malvales; Malvaceae
Source: RefSeq, a predicted model, not a curated record